AUGCCUGACUGGACGUCACUUCCAUAUGACAACGUCUGCAACAUCGGCGAAUGCUUGCUGUCCAACAACGACAUCGACAACUACAUGGCCUUACGCGCUGUCUGCCAUGACUGGCGCUCCGCCACAAAGGACUACCCCGAGAAGGGGGACUACACCGACCCUCACUACUUCAAGCCUAGUAAAUGGGCAUUGCUCGAUCUAUGCGAUGACCUUAUCACACUGGUGAACAUCGACACUGGUCGAUUCCUCCAUAAGAGCAUGCCGCUACUCCGCGGUUUUUUCUUCGUCGGCGCCACAUGCGGCGGCCUCAUCCUACUUGGGGAAUCAACGAAGCCCCACCAGGCCUGUGUUCUCAACCCGUUCACGGGCUCAAUCGUGCAUUUGAAGGCGAGCAUACCUGAUGUAGGGGUAAGGGCGGUUGCCAUGACAACAAAACCAUUGAUGGUCUUCGUCUCCACCAAGAAUUGCGACAUCUUGUGGGCAGAUCAAAACAACAAGUACUUCGAGCAAUUUUGGACCAAUUAUCCUUACAAACCUACAUGCAUGGUGUCCUUCGCAGAAAAUGUGUAUGUCACUGAUCUGUGCGGAUCAAUCCACUCGCUCACAGUUGCUGAUGUCGUUGUUGGGGAACAAAGGCACAAGUGCUCAGCACUGACAAUCUCGAUGGAAACCAUCUUCCCUAGUAUUGGAGACACAAGCCACCAAGGACUAACAGAGGGCGGCAGAUAUUAUCUUAUGAAGUCUGGGGAAGAUCUGCUUCUUGUGGCCAAACCGUUAUACUUUACUCUCGAUCAACCAGUUGUUCGUAGAGUGGAUAUCGAGAAGAAGGUGCUUGAGCCAGUCAGUACCAUCGGCAAGCGUGCUCUAUUCGUCAGCCAUGCAAAGGGCCUCUCCGUCAACGCUGACAAGUUUCAGGGCAUCCUUGGUGGAUGCAUUCACUUUAUAGAGCCAAUGCUAACUCGAGGGAACUUUGAGCCUUCAAAAGUGACGAUUUUUCAUGUUGCUGAUAGGCGCAUCAUGGUUGAAUGGGAUGCCCUAGAAGGUUGCUUCCGUCCAUUCACCCUCGCCCAAGUGUUCACAGAUUACUGCAGGCCCAUUCAUUAUUCUGAACUAUACCAUAUGAUGGCCAACGAGUGGGGUUACUCAGAUGAUGGAUUUGAAUCCGACGAAGACUCGUCCUCUCAACUUGAUGAUGAAUCAUCCUCCUCUGAACUUGGUGAUGAAUCAUCCUCCAACGAACCUAACGACUAA
This is a messenger RNA of Aegilops tauschii subsp. strangulata, 1251 nucleotides long. RefSeq lists its product as uncharacterized. NCBI's taxonomy places the organism in Eukaryota, Viridiplantae, Streptophyta, Magnoliopsida, Poales, Poaceae. The record is from RefSeq and is a predicted model, not a curated record.